UUUCAGCUCUUGUGCGUGGUUGUUCCUGGUCUUGCCCAGAGGCUGGGCACGAGAGGAGGUGCCAGGUAUAAUUAUGAUGGAAUCUGUAUCAAGAAAAGUUCUUUCUUUUAUGGCCAGUAUUGCUACUUUCUGGAUGAAAAAAGGUAUUACAGUGGAGACGUCAUUGCCUUUGAAAAAUCUACUAAUUAUGGCAGCAUUAUCCAACAAGACGGAACUUGUGAAAAUCAUUCACUAAUAAUAGACCAGAUUGGAUCACCUUUGUCUGAAUUCAGGAGAUGUCCAUUCUGGGAGCAAGAACGGGCAAGGAAGUACUACAAAAUGGUGGCCUUUCUUGCUGAUGAAUACUGCAACUAUUGUCAAGACAUUCUACAAAGUGUGGAGGACUUGCUCACUUCCUUCUGGAAAGCUCUGCCACAGGACACAGUCAUGCUCAUGGCAUUGCCUGAAGUGUGCCAGCUCUUUAAAUGCUACGACGUACAGAUGUACAAGGGAAUUGAGGAUGUCCUCCUUGACGAUUUUCUGGAAGACGUUUCUAUUCAGUACCUGAAGUCUGUCCGGUUAUUUAGUAAGAAAUUGAAGCUGUGGCUCCUUAAUGCUUUGGAAGGUUUCCCAGCCCGCUUACAGAUCUCCAAACUCAAAGAAGUCACUGUGUUUGUCAAAAGACUAAGAAGAAAGACAUACCUCUCCAACAUGGCAAAGACGAUGAGAAUGGUAUUGGAAAAUCGCCGGAGAGUCAGCCUCCUGAAGUCAGACCUGCAGGGCAUCAUGGGGGUUUCGCAGGGAGCCCUGACAAGGACGCGGAGGGGAUCGGAGGACCUGGAGAGCAUGGAGGUGAAAUGUUUAAGCAGUUUAAUUUCUUUGCUGGGAACAUCGACAGACCUCCACGUAUUCCUGAAUUGUCUAUCUUCAAAUCUCCAAACAUUUGUCUUCCAGCCAAGCAGAAGCAAAGAGGAGUUCAUCAGAUUGGCUGCCGGCUUCCAGCUGCGCUGGAAUUUCGUGCUCACCACAGUGAGCAAAGCCAUGACUCUUCGCCACAGGAACAGUUUUGGGUCCUGGCACCUGUUUCAUUUGCUGCUUUUGGAAUAUGUGACUCAUAUCCUGCAGUCAUGCUUAGAAGAGGAAGUGGAGAAUGAUGGAGGAAAUCUCAAGGAGAUGCCACCAGAUGACCAGUCUCCUGUCCAGCCUGACCAGGCACCUUGCCAGCCUCCAGAUUCUUCACUAUUUCAGGAGGAUGAAAGCCCGUGUAUGGCUCCGCCCUGGGUGGUGCUGGAGCACGUGAGCCAGAGCCAGUGUCCUGUGGGAGUGAGCAGCGUGGCUCUCAGGGUCCUGGGCUUCCUGGUGGACACUGCCACAGGAAAUAAGCUCGUCCAGGUAUUGUUGGAAGACACGGCCACCAAAAGCACCGUCAAACUCAGCCUCCCUGUGGGACAAGAGGCCCUCAUCACCCUCAACGAUGGACAAAAGUUUGUGAUUCACAUAUCAGAUGUACCCCAAAGCUCUGAAAAUAUUCAUUUCAGGGAAAGCAGUGCUAAUAAGUAAGACUAUUUAUUUGAAUAGGACAGGAAGAAAACAUAGAUUUUCAUUCUUAAAAAUAUAUGAUAUGCUAAAACUUUUGUAUUGAUAAGAAAAAAGAUUAUAUGUACAUAAUAGAGUGUAGUAUUGUCUAUUUUAUGUUUAUGUGUAUGUGUAUUUCAAGGAGUUGGUUU
Messenger RNA from Myotis myotis, 1706 nucleotides. It is a transcript of the gene RFX8, whose product is annotated as regulatory factor X8. Lineage: Eukaryota; Metazoa; Chordata; Mammalia; Chiroptera; Vespertilionidae. Gene Ontology annotation, biological process: regulation of transcription by RNA polymerase II. Gene Ontology annotation, molecular function: RNA polymerase II cis-regulatory region sequence-specific DNA binding; DNA-binding transcription factor activity, RNA polymerase II-specific. The record is from RefSeq and is a predicted model, not a curated record.